Messenger RNA from Spodoptera frugiperda (fall armyworm), 1753 nucleotides. RefSeq names its product LIM domain only protein 3 (gene Bx). Lineage: Eukaryota; Metazoa; Arthropoda; Insecta; Lepidoptera; Noctuidae. Gene Ontology annotation, biological process: positive regulation of transcription by RNA polymerase II. The coding region runs from base 295 to 1047 and encodes 250 amino acids. The transcript has 6 exons. Gene Ontology annotation, molecular function: DNA-binding transcription factor binding; transcription coactivator activity. The record is from RefSeq and is a predicted model, not a curated record. Gene Ontology annotation, cellular component: nucleus.
UGCCGGAGUGGCGGUGUGUGGCGGCCCGCCGGCUUCCUCCCGCCGCGAGGCGCGCAUUCGCUCCGGAGCGGCCGCGGCGAGUGCACGUCCACGUGUCCACAGCCCUCCACCGGCGCGCGAUCGCGACAAAACUUUUCAGUGCCGUGAAAAACAUUAUUUUCCGAACACGCAAAAAUGGACAAGAUUUUUCUGUGCUGUGAUUUUUUCCUAACUGUGUAAAGACUAAUCGAGCGUAAGAGUGUUUUGAAGAGGCUAAUUACGGGUUGCUAGACUAAUUGGCUGGGCCGGCGUUUCAUGAAGUGCGAGAGGCGUACGCCGCAACAGGCGAGCGGCGGUAGUCCAGGGCUGGGUACCCAGAUGCUUGCCAUGGAGGUCGCUAAGGAGGCGCGCGCGUCGCCGCUGCCUGCGUCUGCGCAGACCGGCACCUCUUCGCAGCCUGCUCAACCACCUCAACCACAGAUCUGUGCUGGAUGUAGCAAGGUGAUCACAGAGCGCUACUUACUGAAGGCUUUGGACCAGCUGUGGCACGAGGACUGCCUCAAGUGCGGCUGCUGCGACUGCCGGCUGGGAGAAGUUGGACACACCCUGUAUACGAGGGCCAACCUCAUCCUUUGCAAGAGGGAUUACUUGAGGCUGUUCGGUAACACUGGAUACUGCGCGGCUUGCAAUAAAGUCAUUCCCGCGUUUGAGAUGGUGAUGCGCGCACGCAGCAAUGUGUAUCACCUGGAAUGCUUCGCUUGCCAGCAGUGCAAUCAUAGGUUCUGCGUGGGUGACCGGUUCUACCUGUGCGACAACAAGAUCCUGUGCGAGUAUGACUACGAGGAGCGCCUCGUGUUCGCCAACAUGGCGUACAACCCGCCGCCGCUUGCGCACCUCAAGAGGCAGACCACGCAUCUACCACCACCACCGACAAGCAACGCAAUGAGCGGUUUGAUGAACGGCUCGAGCCGCUCCGGUGAUCUGAACAACAACAUGUCGGGCUCGUCGCCGGCUCCGUUCGCCGCCCCGCCGCACCUCAAGCCACUCGGCCUCUCGGCGUCCAGCUGAGAUUACAGCGCGUGAGACGCGGCCCACCCCUACGCCAAGUAUCAAAACUAAUCACGCGUGCUCCAAACAAUGAUUGAUACUACAAAGUCAAACUGUUGCUGUUGCAAACGAACUCUCAAGUGUUUUAGCGCAGCUCUUUAAAGACAGAACUUUUGAAAUUCGUCUCAUUAUGAACUUAACAUGUUUCUAAGUGUACGUAUAAACUAAAGCAAAGUAAAUGCCAAACUGUAGUUAAUGUUUCUGAUUGUUUAUGACAGCACGUAAUUAGCGUACAUUGUAUGUAAUUUUCUUGAAUAAAAUAUGAUAUUACCUAUUAUGUUAGUUAGAGUAAUGACUGGGCGAAGGAGGACUGUUUUAGUUUUUUUUCUCAGAAUUUGAUCUCAGAUGAGCAAUUAUGCUGAAUUAGAAUAUAGGUAAAGGAUCUAUGAAUCUCUUUUUUGUAUAAAUUUGUUAAAAGUUGCAAUAUCAUGUCUGUAUUUUUCUCUUAAACGUAUAAGUAAUAAUGAGUGAAGUUACUGUACGGAUGAGUGAUACAGUGCGAUUCUUAGGGCUGUGAAUAUUUUCAGCGGUUUAGAUGCGUUGUGGAUGACGCGAUAUGGACAUUAUGGCGGGUCCACCGCACCGCUACGGUGAGCGGUGGGCCGCCGCGCCGACGCGCGUGUAAACCGCUGAAUGUGUAACCGACCUAACGCGGGAAUCCAACGAG